Molecule: messenger RNA, 1902 nt
Organism: Diachasmimorpha longicaudata
Lineage: Eukaryota; Metazoa; Arthropoda; Insecta; Hymenoptera; Braconidae
Gene: Jwa
Product: PRA1 family protein 3
Exons: 4
Coding region: 222-1088 (288 amino acids)
Cellular component (GO): membrane
Source: RefSeq, a predicted model, not a curated record
UUUUUCUAAUUUUUGACGAAUCGUAGAUGAGCAUUCCAGUCGGUAAUACAGGUUUUUACACCUGACAAAGUCGCUGGAAGAGUAACAAACCUCAAGAGACAGCCGAAGCUUCUCUACUACUGGAGAACAUUUAUUAAUAAAUAAAUGUGCAAUAAUAAUUGACAAUAAACAAUAAUGGACGGUCAUGGAGCAAAAAAAUCAGAGGUCAUUUUUCCCUCACGAUGAGCUCUCAAAAAUGGCCGUCAUUUUACGUCUCCACACAUACGAGACACUUCUACAGGAAUUUUCUUUCCUCUGUCCUCACAUAUGUUAUAGCCCCAGUAAACGUCGCACCUCGGUGGUCACGUCAUCGUCUGAAAAUAAUCAUUAAACCGUGUCAAGAAAAUUUCCUCGGUAUCGACAGUUGUCUCCCAACAUCCCUCGUAAUACUCCCAUCAUUCGGAAUAAACCCUUCUAAAAUGGAUAAAGCGAAGCUGAAUACGUCUAACCUGGAGCUUCCACCCCUCCGUACUCUGGACGACUUCGUCCUCGAAUCAGCUCGCUUCCAAAUUCCCAACUUCCGAGACCUGGACAAGUGGAACAAUAGAGUUGUUCAGAAUCUCCUGUACUACCAGACCAACUACUUCUUCAUGGCUAUCAUAAUUUUUUUCAUUGUUGGGUUAAUUCACCCCGGCAAAAUGCUACUGGGGAUGAUAGCCAUGGCUGUGGUGCUUGUGAUUUUUGCGUAUGUGUCGACUGAGGGAAGAGCAGUGUAUAAUUUCAAGAAGAAGAAUCCCAUGGCUGGGCUGAUUGUUAUUGUCUUGGGAACAGCCUUUGUUGCUUAUACACUUGGCUCGCUCCUUGUCUUCCUCGUGGGCAUUCUCUUGCCUUUUUGUGUGACCUUCAUCCACGCCUCCUUGAGACUGAGAAGCAUCAAAAACAAAGUGGUGAACAAAAUCGAAGGAAUCGGACUGAAACGCACUCCCAUGGGUGUCUUCUUGGAGCAGCUUGACGACUCGUUAACGCAAUUGUUUACAAAACUUGAAUCAUACGAAAAUGAAGUUAAUUCUGAUGAUGACGAGAGGCGAGGAAAAAAUAAGACAGAUUAGGUAAUAGAAAUUGAAAUGGUUUAAGCAGUUGAUUACCAUUGCGUUAACCCACUAGUGAAGUGGUAAAAAUGAGAAUUGGGAUUUUACAAUUGAGUAAAAUGAUGAGUAAUAAUGGUAAAUAAUAAUGAAUCAAAAAAAACGUAGAAUUGCCACAUUUAAUAGUUUUAUUAAAUUAAAUAUUCCAAAAUAGAUUGAUUUCCCAUCUUAUUUUACCAUUUUGUUAUUGAUAAAUCCUAACACUUCACUAUUGAUCUCUCAACUAUCACUCACAAAUCUAAUUAUUUUACUUCACUCUUUUUUUUCGGUUUCACAUGGUACAGACGACGUUAGCGGCAUUAGAUUACGAGCUCAACCGAGCAACACCCUAAAACCACAUCAUUAAUCAGCUUCAAGCACACAAAAUCGUCUAUCACUUCCUGCAAGAAUUAUAUUUAUAUUUUCGUUCAUAUUUUCGCUGCUGCUUGAUGCAGAACUGUUCGUGGUGAGACACUGUUAGUUGAGAUACUCUGGCUCCAAAUAAUGCUUCAAUUGAUCCAUAGAUUGUGAUAACAGUGAUACUAAUGCAGGCAAAUUUAUUGAAAAAUCGCGUGAAAACUUUAGUCCAGCCUGGAACAAUAUUUUUUUGAGGUUAUGUUUAUAAAUUUGUGUUUUUCCAAUUAACUAUUGAAUUUACUGUCAGAAUGUACAUAGCACGAAUCGAAUGUUUAAUGUGUUGUACACAUUUUAUUGAAAUUAUUAUUCAUUAUGUGAUGUUACUUAUUAUAAUUAAUUAUUAUACCAAAUAAAUGCAAAUUAUUUGUACGAGUUUAAAUAA